AUGAAAGUCGUCGUCGUGGGCGCGGGCAUCGGCGGCACGUCGGCCGCUUUCCACGUGGCCCGAGACGGCCACGACGUGACGCUCCUGGAGCAGUCCGCGACGCUCGGCGGCCACACGCGCGCGCUGGAGAUCGACGGCGAGCGCGUGGACGUGGGCUUUAUGAUGUUUGGCGACUCGAACCCCAACAUUAAGCACUGGUUCAAGUUCCUGGGCGUAACGCAGCCCGACGGCACCACGCGCACGCGCGUCCCCAUGAGCCUCACGGUCACGUCGGACGUCGCGGGCGACCUGCAGUUCUCGUCGCGCGCGCCGUUCCACGGCCACGUGGCCAACUGGUUCGACCGCCGCCGCUGGCGCGUGCUGCUCGACAUCUUCCGCUUCACGGCGGACCUGCGCCACAUGCCCGUGCCGGCCGCCGUCUCGACGCGCGCGUGGGCCGCCCAGAGCCGCUACUCGCGCGCGUUCCUGCGCCACUACUUCUUUGCCUUUGUGUCGAUCCUCUGGACCGUCCCGAAACACGACGUGCUCGAGCUGCCCGUGACGCAGUUCCUGCGCUGCCUCCAGACGCACUCGCACUCGCUCUAUAUGCCGCUGUGGCAGGUGCUCCUGGCCGCACUCGGCGUGCGCUCGGACCGCCCGAAACACCUCUGGUGGUUCCUCGGCUCGGCCUACCUCGACCCCUUCCUCAGGGUCUUCACCGAAGACUACGGCGGCACCGUGCGCUACAACGCGCGCGUCACUCGCGUCGAAGCGGGCGGCACUGCGGUCGUGCUCCAAGACGGCGAGCGCAUUGCGUGCGACCACGUGGUGCUCGCGACGCACGCCGACGAGAGCGCAGAGCUCCUGCGCUGGAGCGACGCGGCCUACCGGUCGCUCCAGCGCUUCCGCUUCCACCAGAGCAUGAUCUACGUCCACCGCGACCCGAAGCUGCUGCCGCCGUCGCGCAGCGUCUGGAGCAGCUGGAACGUCUGCAUCACGCAAGACGAGCAGUACAUAUUGACGUACUGGAUCAACCGCAUCCAGCGCCUCAACAGCCACAAGAACGUCUUUGUGACCAUCACACCGCACGGCUUUCGGGACAAACUGCCGGCGCCAGAGCACACGAUCACUUCGUUCCGGUGGGACCACCCGCGACUGCUGGCAGACUGCAUCCCGCAGGACGAGAUCAUCCAGGAAGACGGCAUCUCGCUCUCGGGCGCGUGGCUCGGUCGGGGCUUCCACGAAGACGGCUUCGUCGCAGGCCGUCGCGUGGCCGCGAUCCUCCGCGACCCAAAGCACAAGAAGACUGCGCUGUACGAAGACCCGGGCAACAUUCCAGUGCCAGCGGCGCCUGCGUUCGGCAUCCCGCUGAGCCUCUACCUACUCGGAGUGACUGCAGUGGGUCUCGUGGGCUACGGCACUGCCAAACUGCUGAAGAAGCAAUAG
Molecule: messenger RNA, 1425 nt
Organism: Hyaloperonospora brassicae
Lineage: Eukaryota; Oomycota; Peronosporomycetes; Peronosporales; Peronosporaceae
Source: the annotation of a GenBank genome assembly